AUGGGGCGCAGGCAUGAUAUCGUCCAAUGCCCAAUGGAACCAACCGUGCAUUUUUCUCGGCCGUCUCAGGUGGUUCUUUUGCCGGAAUUCGACAAGGAUCCCCGGUACAAGUUCAGCAGCAGCAGAAGCAUCCGCAGCCGCAAGGGAGGGUUUUCCGCUGGACUCGGCCACUUCUCCAUAGCGCUGCCGUAUCUGCAGGUCAUGAGAGAGCAACAGGCAGAGAAAUCGGCGAGAGACGAUGGGGCGCGCGUGUUGCAGCGUGCCUUCGGUGGUCUGCUGGCAAGGUCCAAAUGUCGCCUCGUUUGCUACGACGUCCUGGAGGCCAUGGAAGAGGUUCGACAGCAAGGCCGACGACUCCUUGAAGAAGACAUUCUCCGGCAGAAGGAAAGCGAUGCAGCCAGAUGUAUUCAAGGGGCGUGGAAGGGACGGAAGUUGCAGAUCAAGCUUUCGGAGCUGAAGUCGGCUGCAAAGGUGGUCCAGCGAUGCUUCCGCAGGCUUGAGGCGAAGCGAGCGGCCGAAAAAGCCGAACGAAACCGCCUCGAAGGCCCGGAGGUUCUCACGGUGUACCACGGAGGAACCGUGAUAAGCGGCGUGCCGCUGAUGCUCUCCGUCUUGCGCUGCGGCUACAGCUACAAAUUUGUCGGGCGCGAUCAGGAGGCGUGCUGGGCUCACCAUGGGUACUGCUACGAGUUCGAGGUCGUGAAAAUUGUGCAGCACCACAACCGGAGGUAUGCGGAGGGGCACAGGGGAGACACGUUCCUAGCGGGCCGGGUCGGACCAAUAGAUCCGUCUCGUCAUAAGAAGAUUGUGGAAAUGCUGGUGUCAAGACUGGCCUUAGUGGAUGCUCUCCCCGGUCCAACAGCUGAACUGCGUGGUCAACACCGGUGCGAAAACUUAGUGUUGUUCAUGAGGUGCCGGAGGGUGUCCCGAGGGUUCUGCUUGAUAGGGUCAUGGCGUUCCACUGCGGUCAUGGAUGUACAGUAUUUCUAUAUAUGA
Messenger RNA from Ectocarpus siliculosus, 996 nucleotides. NCBI's taxonomy places the organism in Eukaryota, Phaeophyceae, Ectocarpales, Ectocarpaceae. The record is from the annotation of a GenBank genome assembly.